Phycodurus eques (leafy seadragon) is the source of this 3345-nucleotide messenger RNA. It is a transcript of the gene tmem45a, whose product is annotated as transmembrane protein 45a. The record is from RefSeq and is a predicted model, not a curated record. Lineage: Eukaryota; Metazoa; Chordata; Actinopteri; Syngnathiformes; Syngnathidae. The transcript has 6 exons. Bases 289 to 1122 code for a protein of 277 amino acids.
ACGUGGAAACCCGAGAUUGAUGUGCGUUUCAGCCAAUGGGAGUUCGAAAAGGUGACGUCAGCUGACCUCUACCAACCAAUGGCAACGCUCGAGGGGGAAAAUGGGGGAAAAAUAUGCUGUGAACGAUUCGGAGGAGAAGAGGAUUCUUAGGUGAAAGAGUCGAUGUUUACUUCGAUGAAGAAAUUUAGCCAAAUGAUGGAAAAAUCAAGAUGUUUUCAAUUUUAUCUUCACUAACUUUUUAUUUUUGAAAUUUCCUGAGAAAAAGCUGCUUUGGCCAGGGGUAGCACCAUGGGGAGCUUCAAGGGCCACGCGCUUCCCGGGACCUUCUUCCUGCUGGGCGGCAUCUGGUGGACGGCCAAGUACUCGCUAUGGCACGCCAUCCGCCGAAACAAGAGCAUCGGCUCUACCCGGCUGAGCGGCAGAGCGGCACACCGCCGCCUGGAGGUCGUCGAAAGCUCGCUUGUACUCUUCUUCUCGUUAGUGGGGAUGCUCGCCGAGCAGUUCUUAAACGACGGGCCGCGACUCAGGCUGUACGACUUUGCGGAGAACCACUGGAAAGACCUGAUGAACUGGCAACACGCCACCAUGUAUCUCUUCUUCGGCCUGGCGGGAUGCGUGUCCUUAAUCGUACAUACUACAGAGGCCGCGCCCCUCGCCCUGGACAGGAUGUUGAUGGCUAUCGCCUUCUUUAACGAGGGGUUCCUCUUCCUCUACCACCUCCACGGCCGGACUAUGUUGGACGUGCACUUCCAUAUCCUCCUGCUCUACGCCGUCUUCGGGGGGGCCGUGGUGGCCUUCCUGGAGCUUUUCCACAGAGGCAACAUCCUCCUGGAGCUGCUACGCUGCGCCCUGACUUUGCUGCAGGGUAGCUGGUUCUGGCAGAUUGGCUACGUGCUGUACCCUCCCAGCGGUGCCCAGUGGGACCCCAAGGACCACAACAACGUGAUGUUCAUCACCAUGUGCUACUCGUGGCACCUGGCCUUCGCCGUGCUGGGCGUCGGCCUGCUCUACUGCCUGGUCAGCUGCGCGGUGCGCUCCCGGCUUAAGAAGACCCCCGCGGUGGAAAUGGGCCUGCUAAAGCGCAGUGACAAGGACUUCGAGUCGGAGGACGAGGUGGUGUGAAGCGGACCCCUGCCACCGUGCCGCUCCUCGUUUAAAAUCAGGGAUAGGACAUUUGAGGUGCCAGCAGCCUCAUCACUGCCUUAGUUCCUUAUUCAACUGCUCUAACUGCCUUUAGUAGCCUGUACUCUCCAGGGCCCAUUGCUACGGCAUAUACAGUAGCUAUAUCGCUAUUGCUAUACGUAGCGUAUUAGCAGAGUGGUGCCCUUUUUUGCCAAACUGUUAGAAUUGUUAUUUCCUGUCAUUACACUUGACUAUUUUUAUGUCAUAUUUGGUCUUGAACAAACAACACGCUUCUAUUUAUGUAGCUACAAAAGUCUUAAGAAAUAAUGACAGUAUUUAAUGGCGACAUGCACUUUACCGCAGCCUCUUGAUGUUUGUUAGCUUAUUGUAUAACACUAAUAAAAGAUAUAUGAUGUCUAAAUGUGCUUUGUACAUAAAACGGGAAAUGUACAGGGUGUACCCAAAUUUACUGUAGGUACAUUUCCUUUUUUCUAUUUUGUUCCGGGUAUCAUUCGGACAGACAUGCGGCCGUCAGCAUUUGACUGCUCCAACGCGGACAAUUUACGCUAUCCAUGGCCAAAUUUCUCAAAACAGGAUCUGGUCUGGACAAACCACACGGCGUAAGCGCAGGGCUUACCGCCACUGAAGAAAACGGCAAACUCUUAUAGAGCAGGCGUUCUCGCAAAGCCAUGAAAAGCCUCGAAAACUCAAAAUUCAGGUACCCCUGAACGCCUCCUCUAGAAGUUCGGUGUUUCGGUGCGUGAUUUGUCGAGAGCAGAUCCUGUUUAGAUAAUAUUGCCGUGAAACGAAACGAAUUAGGAAAAAAGCAAGUGUAUCGUGAAUUGUGGGACAUGCAUGCUUUUGGAAUGUGGGAGCAAGCCGGAGUACCCAGAGAAAACCCAGGCGUUUACGAAGGGAACGUGCAAAGUCCACACAGGAAGGACCUCAGGCUAGAUUUGAACCUGUAACCUCUCGACCGUGAGGGAGAUGUGCUAACCACUUCACAACCAUGCUGCUGUGUAGUUGUACUGUUUGUACUGUGUCUAUUACGCUUGCAAACAUUCACCCUCUGUUACGUGUCAGCUGUGAGUUAUUUUUUGUUUGUUUAUUUUUUCUUCUUUGACUAAACACAACACAUCGUAAUUGCAGCAGUACCUAUAAAAGGCCACGAAGUGACAGUAACGUCCUUCCUGUUAAAUGGUGUUUGUUGUUUGAUGUCCUCAAAGGGUGUGCAGUUUUGUUUUAUUUUACUUCUGGUUUUACAUGAGCCAAAACCUAUUAAAUGCAGCAAUGCCUAAAAAAGCCCACUAGGUGACAGUAUUGCUCUUGCAAACAUACCCUGUUACCGCCUGAUGCGAGCUCGGAGUAGUUUUACUUUAUACUAGUUUUAUUUUUUUUUAUUACACUGCACAGUGAAUAACAGCCAAUAGUGUCAAUCAGAAAUUAGUACAGUGGUGCCUUAAGAUACGAGUGAUCCAAUUUAGGAGUUUCGGUGGAGUUUUUGCUUUGACUUGCGAGCAAAAAGUAGUUUGACAAAUAGUGAAUAAAUAUUUUUUUAAAAAAUAAGUUUCUAGCGAUUUAUUGCCACUCCCAGUGGAAGUUUACUGUCAACAGAAGAUAAGAAGAUAAUUAUACCUUGUGUGUUUGAAAUAACCACACAACUUUGGCGAAGAACAGGCUGUUUAGCCUAAUGCUACCACACAAUAGAAAACGGAUUAGAGGGGCUAAAAAAAACUAGCAUCAAUGUUGCAUUGUUAUAAUCCUUUAAGCAACGGACAGGUUAUCUUUAUCCUCUACAAAGAAUGGCAAAAAUUACUGCAGCUUACUGAGGAGUUAUGACUUGUGUCUCCGUUUAUAUCCAUCUGUAUAUGUUUGUAUUAUAUUGCCCCCCCGGUGGCCAAGGUAUGCACACCAGAAUGAGCAGCACAAGGCCCAUUGAAUUGAAGCAAAAAAUGUGGCAAAACUCUAUUAAACUCGAUGUAAAAUUCUAUUUCAUGAGGACAUUAAUGUUGUUUUUGUAAAGUACAGUUUAUUAGAGUGCUAUCAUUCAUUUCAUAAUCCAUCCAUUUUCCGUACCGUUUUAUCCACACGCGGGUCGCGGGUGUGCUGGAGCCUAUCCCGGCUAUCUUCGGGCGAGAGGCGGGGUACACCCUGAACUGGUCGAACUUUUUGGGAUGUGGUAGGAAACCGGAGUUCCCGGAGAAAACCCACGCAGGCAUGGGG